This is a messenger RNA of Gryllus bimaculatus (two-spotted cricket), 1305 nucleotides long. Lineage: Eukaryota; Metazoa; Arthropoda; Insecta; Orthoptera; Gryllidae. The record is from the annotation of a GenBank genome assembly.
CGGAUAGAUAAAUAGGGCAGGACAGACAAAUUCUUGGCAGUUGCUUUGAGUGAACGUGAAGCAAGUACAGCGAGUGCAAGUUCUUUCCUGGAGUGUGUGCGAGCAUCGUUGGAAAUUACCACCAUGUGUGAACUGCUGUGUAGCUUACGCGGAUACCGGACUCUUUACAACAACAUCCGCCGAGCGGCCCACGAUUGCAGGGAUGCUCUUGCAAUCGCCAUCUCGAGAGAGAACCGGCCGGGGCUGCUGCGAGACGCAGCCUCGUCAGGCAACGUGCUGCGCCUAAGGCUGCUGCUGCGCGCGUGCCCCUGGAGCGACGAGGAGGUUGCGCAUGCGCUGUUCGCCGUCCCGUCGCGCCGCUCCGCCCGCGCCGUCGCUCGCGCCAUCGCCCGCGCGCGCCCCGCCGUCUUCCAGGCGGCGUCGCCGUGGGCGGUGGUGGGCGCGGUGAUGGCGGAGGACAUGGGCGCGCUGCGCGGGCUACUGGACGCAGGGGCCGCUCCCGACCGCCCGUGCGGCCCCUCGGGCGAGUCGCCGCUGCACGUGGCGGCCGCCUGCCGCAGACGCGACUGCGCGUUCGAGCUGAUUCUGCGCGGCGCGGACCCCAACCCCUGCGACGAAAACGGCGAAACGCCCCUGCACAGAGCGGCGACGGGCACAGGAGGGCGAGGAGGGGUGGAUGUGGCUGCUGGAGAACUUUUGCUAUUCUGUAUUUCUCUUUGUCUCGUCUCCAGAGCGGCGACGCACGGGCGAGGAGGGUUGAGCGGCGACGUCACGGGCGAGGAGGGGUUGGUGUGGCUGGCGGGAACUUUGCUAAUUCUGUAUUUUUCUCUUUGUCUCGUUCCAGACGCGGCGCGGCACGGCGAGGAGGGGUGGUGUGGCUUGCUGGAGAACUUUGCUAAUUCUAGCGGCGCGGAACGCAAACGGGCGAGGAGGGUGGUGUGGCUACUGGGAACUUUGCUAAUUCUGUAUUUCUCUUUGUCUCGUCUCCAGAGCGGCGACGGCACGGGCGACGGAGGAGCGGCGACGCACGGCGAGAGAUGGUGGUGUUGGCUGUCUGGUGGACUUCGGGGCGGCCGCUAUGUGGACGCGCGCUGUCGCCGCAUGCAGACGCCGCUCACCGCGCCGCCGCCCACGCGCAUGCGCACUGCGCGGAGACGCUGGCUGGGCGUCGGCGCCGCCGUGCUGGCCAGGGACUGCGAGGGCGCCCACGCCGCUGCACCAUGCCGCCGCCGCCACCCGCGCCUCCAACACUCGUGCGCACGCUGCUGCAGCGGGGCGCCGACCUCGACGCCAGGACUACAAAAG